Messenger RNA from Limulus polyphemus (Atlantic horseshoe crab), 4824 nucleotides. RefSeq names its product rho GTPase-activating protein 20-like. Gene Ontology annotation, molecular function: GTPase activator activity. The record is from RefSeq and is a predicted model, not a curated record. NCBI's taxonomy places the organism in Eukaryota, Metazoa, Arthropoda, Merostomata, Xiphosura, Limulidae. The coding region runs from base 314 to 1492 and encodes 392 amino acids. The transcript is spliced from 10 exons. Gene Ontology annotation, biological process: signal transduction.
GCUAGGGAAUGUGUUGAUACUGUGUUGUAUGUUGCUGUACAACAGGUAUCAUGCUACCUAACGAAGAAUGAAAUGGUUUCAUUUGUUUUUAAAACUGCAUUGACAAAAGUUAUGUAGUUUUAAGAAGUCUUUCAUCCCGAAGCUCUGCUCAAAAAUGGUUGCGCUUUCAUUGCGGUGAAUUGUGAUUUUUGGGCAUGCCUUAAGAGUUAACUUUACUCAGUUACUGAGUUAGGCCUAGCGUAGCAGUGUGUGUACUGGCGUUCAACAUGGUGUGUUGUUAGAGCUGGUACUUGGGGACCACAGCAGCCUUUGAAUGUUUGUCAAAGCUGGCUGUGAAGUGGAAGCAGUUAGACUUUUGUGGGACUUUAUGAUGUCAGGCUGGGCUCGCAGAAUGCAUAGAGGAGCAGCAACCAUUGGAAAUGUUGUCACCUCGUGUGGACAUUCCACUGUUCCUUAUCCUACCCAUAUGGAAAAAGUUAAAUUUGGUGUUCCAUUGGACCAAGUUUGUAAACAGGAUAUUCCUGGCCCACUUUUGGUGUUAAUAUUAAAACUCAACAAGGAGGGUCCUUACAAGAAAGAUGUAUUUCGAGCACCUGGGCAUCAAGGAAACAUGAAGAAACUGGUUCAUUUUCUUCAGCAUGGGCGUCUUGUCAAUAUUGACAAUUUUUCAGUAUACACAAUAGCUUCUGUAUUAAAGAAAUUUCUCAGGAAACUUCCAGGUGGUAUUUUUGGUCCACAAAAUGAAGAGAGGCUCUUCAGUAUCAUUGAUCUCGAAAACACUGAUGAAAAAUGUGAUGAAAUUCAUAGGUUAAUCAUUUCUCUUCCUUCUGUUGCUCAACAUUUACUGGUGCUUCUCUUUGGAACAUUCCAUACCAUUGCCACUUCAGCUGAGAGGGCCCAAACUGGCAUGUCCUCAGAAGCUCUUGGGGUCAGUGUUGCUCCCAGUUUUUUUCAGUCAUGUGUUAGUAAUGGAAAAAUGGCAAAAAUGGAAGAUGUCAUCAGAUUCAAGGUAGCAACUCGAAUAAUGAAGUUUUUGAUAGACAACUUUGGGGUCAGCAACCUUUUCGGACGAGAGAAUUACGAAUAUUAUGCACGUAUAACAGGUCAUGUAUUAAAAGUUGAAGAAGAUUGGGUUUUUGCCUUCCGUUAUCCACCAGAUACUCUUUUAUCCCGAAAAGCCUCGUUAGAGGCUGAGAAAUUGUGGCUUCAUCAGGAGGCUGAACGGUGGGGGCUGAGAGUUAACUUGGAAGCUAUAUCUUCCCAAGAGGAAUGCCAAAGUACCCCAGCUCUUAUACAUGCUAGUGAACCAAUGGUAAUGGCAGAGGGGCCACCACCUAGUGGAAGUCUCACAAACUUGGGGGAGGGAUAUGCUCGUCUGAGCUUGUCUUUAGAAGAAAAUGGUCUUUACAAGAACAGUGUUUCCCAACAUUUUCAAGCCCAGGCAUACCAACCAACUACCCUAAUCUGGACUUAUGAAAACUCAGCCACUUGACACUUAUUUCCAUGUGGACUACAAAGUCAUUGGAGUGGAGCGUGGAUACCACCCCAUGCGUACAUACCAAAAAAGCAAGACAGAAUAUGCUUUGGUUCUGUCAACAAAACAUCCAUAUAAAUCAUAAGUUUCAUUUAUUUAUUUAUUUUUCUUGUAUAUGACUUUUCUAAAAUUCCCAGGCACAUCUGAUGCAUGCCAGUUGGGAAGUGCUGAUGUAGACAGUCAUAACAAUUAAGACCAAGCUUUAUAUGGUAAAAAGUUUAUUUUGGAUUCAUCCCUGUGUUGUAUAUAAUGGCUUGAUUGAUGUAGAAAAUCAAAAUCAUAACAAGACUGAGCAUGGUAGAGAAUUUUAUUUCAGUGAACUCUUUAGAAAUAUUGCACCCACAAAUGUGUAGUUGGUUUAAAAUAAUUUUUUUUUUCUUACAUAUAAGAGCAUUAACUCUUCUAAAUAAACUGUUUUUCUGUCACUUUCAAAAAAAAUUAAACAAGAAGGUACAGUGUUACAGAAUUUAAAAGAAAAAAAUAACGUUUUUAAUUCAUGCUUUAUUAGGAAGCAUUCAAAUUAUUCAAAGUUCUUGAGUGGAUUAAAAUUUUUAAACUAAUAUACUUAGGUUUUAUUUCCGUUAGGACAAUUUAUUAUAUAUAUCCCAUUUUUCUUUCCUGGUAUUGUUUCAAUAUUGUUUUUGUAUAUAUCAAAGUAUUAUUUACAUGUUUGAACCAGUUAUAGCAUAUGUAGAUAGAUUUUGUCAUUAGUAUUUAAGUAUAAAAUUAAUUUAAUUAUGGAAAGUAACAUUACGUUUUACCUUGAAUCUAGCUUGCUGUGAAUUAGGUUUUUUUAACAUCAAAAUAGGGUAUUGACGAAAUACUAGGAAAUGUUUACAAGUUAAUUUCACAUUUUGUAUGGCUGGUUUUGUGAGUGUUUGGAUGAUCAGAGUUUGCCAGUUCUGAAUAUACACAAAUAUUAAGUUUGAAAAUCAGAUUUACUUUACAUUAACUAAGUUAACCGCACGUUUGUAUUACUUAAAGGUGAAAUAUUAUUAUUCAAAAAAUUUUAAAUGGUUAAACCAGGGAUUCCCAACCUUUUUGUUCCUCUAUACCCCCUGGGCAUUCUCUCCCAAAGCACUAAUGGAGGGAGAAGAGCUUGCCCAGUUGGCUGAUCCCUAGUUUAUCAGCUGAUUUGUAACGAGGGUGCUCUAUAUUGCUUAUGUUCUACAUUACUUAUUGAAAACGUGAGUUAUAAUGUAGCACAGCAAUAACAUCACAACGUUCACCAUGAUCACAACUUUUUGUCUAAAGAGCGUAUAUUUAUGUAAGUCACUUUGCUUUCUUUGUCUGACUGUAGAUUAAAACACCAUGUAAAGUGUAAACCAGGGUUAUACUCUCAGACUCCUUUGUACCUGAAAAGUGCAGGUUGGGAAUGUCUGGGUUAUACAUUCGCAGUAAUAGAAAAACGCUCAGAUGAAUCUUAUAUCCUGUUAAUGAGACCACGUGAGGCGUAGGAGUUAGUGGCUAGACUUUGGAUUCGAAUUUCUACGGUCGGCGUCCAGAUAUCGCAGAAAAAAAAAUAGAAUCGCGCCCUGCAAUUUGGAGUCGUUCAUGUGUUAUAAGAGUGGUUGUCCAAUCCCAUUUUAAGUAGAGUAGCCCAAGAGUUGGCGCUGUUGACUAGCUGCCUUCCCUCUAGUUUAUCGGUUUAAAAUUAGGGAUUGCUGGUGUGGCUUUGCGCGCAUAUCCAAUAAACAAACAGUACUCAUAUUGAAUGUCUGUGCCACUCUUAUAUAGUGGUAAACGCGACGUAAUGAAAUCAUUAUAGGCUUUCUAACCCUUCUAAUGGGUUAUUCAUUAAAAUCAGUUUAUUUGUUGAAUCAUUGACACUGAAAAGUGCUUCAGCUAUGAUGCCUCUUUUGUUUCGUCAUAAAGAAAUUGAUCACACAAAACUUUCUUGGAUAUGCCCUUAGAAUUAAUCGAGAAUGUGUUAGUUUGAAAUUUACGUUAUUCACGUCGAUGUCUAACAGUGGGAGUGUAUUAAAAAGAAAACAUUAAAAGUAUUUGCGAUUUCGUUAAAUAAUGCUUACAUUCGGACCAAACAGUGUAAAAUAUUUCCUCGCAAAAACAAGUAAACAAAUUUAUUAUUAAGGUUUAAAGAGAACUAAAGAGUAAUAAGUAAGACAUAAAUUAGUUUCACGUGCUUACAGGUUAGCAAUUAAACUUGUAUUUCUAAUUACACGAAAUGUUAAUCAUAUAUGAGAAGAAAAAAAUGAGAUUUCGUUUAAGAAUAAUAAUAUUAUGACAGCCAUAAUGUUUUGCUACCUACAUAUUUUGAAAACUGAGUUAUAUAAUGAAUGUAAUGUGAUUUGAGAACAAGCUUAGUGAACGGUAAACAUUUGUUUCACGUAUUUUUUAUUUUUUAAAGAUGUGCCUUCCUAAUGAUCACGACGUUCAACUGUUUUCUGGUGUAAAAAAUAUUACUUUUUUUAUGGCAUUGUUACUCAUUUCUCACAGAAUUUUUCCGCUGCCAAUAGUAUCUGCUCGCGAGAAGUUGACGACUCCGCUUCACAAUUACAACAGUCAUCAUAUCAUGCCCUGUUAGAAAUGAUGAACAGUGAACGUUAAACAACGAAAUCUGAUUGGUCAAUAAGAAGUGUCUCUCCAUAUCUUUCGUGAAUCAGUUAACUUGUUUCCAAUUUAAGUAACAGAUUUUCUACCUCUACUUUUUGUAGCAGCUACAAGAAGUAACGUAUUAUCAACUACUCGGAUUUGAUUUUGUUGUUUUAUAUCACUUGAAAAUAGUAAACUAUUAAGCGAAUAUUAUGCAUUCGCAGUUUUCACAUAUUAUAAAUGCUCACGUUCUUCCUCACCAUAUGUAUAGUUGGAGCACGAAUGCUCAGUUCAGUGAAGUCUUAUUUCAGUGAUGUUUUAUGCUUUUUGACGGUACAAAUGUGAAAAGGCUGAAAAUAUUCUUUCUGUAACUCGUUAUUUAGGGACGUCUGGAAGAAAUAUGUUUGUCAUUGUUUUGGUUCAUGUCAGUGUGAAACGUACAGCUCGUAGUUUGUUUUUUAAUUGUUUUGCUAAUAUUGGUGUUUUCAGCUGUAAUGAAGUACGUUUCUAUAAUAACGUAUAAUUUGUAUUUAUACAAAAGCAAAAAAAAAAGACCAAGAUACUGCUCGACCAAUGCCGUUUAGACGGUUUUCCCUCGUCUGAUUAUUAUUGGGUUGUAUGUGUACGUGUGGAAAUCCUUUUGACAACUUAAUAAUUUAAGAAAUUCUAAAGUCUUGGUAUGAAAUGUGAAGUGUACUUUUUAAGAUUCACGAGAAUAAAACUUGCAUAUAUUGCUA